UGCGUCUCGGUUGACGGUGUGAGGAGCCAGAGAGGGAGGCAGAGGCGAACAACGGCGAGGAAAGGGGAAGACGGCCGGCGGCACCGAGGGUCACAGGGAUGUACAGUAAACACAGGCAGAAAAAUGCCCAAAUAUCAACGGCAAGAUGUGGACACUGGCUCGUUUUCCUCGCUCUUCUGUUGCUGAACGGCACCCUGGAAAGAGCCCUCGGAGACACCGGGCAACAAGGGCAUCGCAGGGGAAGGACAGUGACGGCGCAGUGGCUUUCUCAAGGCCGGAUCAAGAGGGACGCUGAGACCACCGCACAGGAAGAGCACCCAACCGAAGGGGAGAUAGUGCUCUCGUCCAAUGACCUCCAACUGGUGCUACAAGUGGAACGUAAUAACGAGCUUUUGAGUCCAGACUUUACAGAGACCUACUACACAGAAGACGGCCAACCGGUGACUGUGGCCAAUCGCAGUUACACUGAUCACUGCUUCUACCACGGCCAUGUCAGAGGACAUCCAGAUUCCUGGGUGGCUCUCAGCACAUGCUCAGGAGUCAGGGGUCUGAUAUCCUUGAAUUCUAGUGACACCUUCUACCUGGAACCAAUAAGCAAUGUGAAUCCCGUCCUCCACUCUCUGUUGAGUGCCGAGGAGCUGCCAAUUAAAGGUGGAGACUGUGGCCACGGCCAUCACACCACACGCUCAGACCACAUCAUCUCCAACCUGCUCAGACCGUUUCAUUCCAGGGUGAAAAGGAAUGCCUGGGGUACAACUAAGUACAUGGAGCUGUACAUUGUGGCCGACAGCACCUUGUUUAAACGGCAGAAUAAGGACUACGAAAAGACCAAGGCGAGGAUAAUGGAAAUUGCCAAUUAUGUGGAUAAGUUCUACAGGGCUCUGAACAUCCGUGUGCCUCUGAUUGGUCUGGAGGUUUGGACCGACAGAGAUCAGUGCAUCAUCACCGAGGAGCCGAACGCCACCCUCUGGUCCUUCCUCCAGUGGAGGCAGAAGCUGAAAUCACGCAAGAAACAUGACAACGCUCAGCUGCUCACUGGUGUGAUUUUCAAGGGGACAACUAUUGGGAUGGCACCGCUGGAGGGGAUGUGCAGCCUGGAAAACUCUGGAGGCAUCAACGUGGACCACUCAGAGCUGUCCAUUGGCGCCGCCGCCACCAUGGCCCACGAGAUCGGCCACAACUUCGGCAUGAGCCACGAUCACGACGGCUGCUGCGUGGAGGCCACCCCCGAGCAGGGGGGCUGUGUGAUGGCUGCUGCCACUGGGCACCCAUUCCCUCGAGUCUUCAGUCGCUGCAGCAAACGUGACCUUGACAAUUACUUCCAGAAGGGAGGGGGCAUGUGUCUCUUCAACAUGCCCAACAUGAAGGACCUGGUCGGGGGCAAGAAGUGUGGCAAUGGCUUCGUGGAGGACGGAGAAGAGUGCGACUGCGGAGAGCCUGAUGAAUGCACAAACGACUGCUGCAACGCCAAUAAUUGCACGUUGAAGGAGGAGGCUCAGUGCGCCCAUGGAGUGUGCUGUGAAGGCUGCAAAUUGAAACAGGCGGGUACCAUGUGCCGGGGGCCGGCUGGGGCGUGCGACCUGCCCGAGUACUGCACCGGGGCAUCUCCUUACUGCCCCGCCAACGUCUACCUGCUGGACGGCUCGUCCUGCCAGUACGGACUGGCCUACUGCUACAACGGCAUGUGCCUCACCCACGAACAGCAGUGCCUGCAGCUCUGGGGCUACGGAGCUCGACCGGCCCACGACGCCUGUUUUGAGGAUGUCAACGCAGCGGGGAACGCUUUCGGGAACUGUGGCAAAGAUGAGCACGGCACCUACAUGAAGUGUGAGAAGAGUGACGCCAAGUGUGGUAAGAUCCAGUGCCACAGUGCUGCAAAGAAACCUAAAGGCACCAACGCCGUGUCCAUUGACACCACCAUAAGGACGGGCGGCAUAGAGGUGAAGUGCCGCGGCACCUAUGUCUACAGCACCCAGGACGGCCAGGGCGACCUGCCCGACCCAGGCCUCGUCAUGACGGGCACCAAGUGCGGAGAAGGAAAGGUGUGCAGAGAGCGCAGAUGCCAAAACGCCUCUUUUACUGAGCUGGAGACUUGCAUCGCACGCUGCCACAGCCAUGGGGUGUGUAACAGCAAUGGGAACUGUCACUGUAAUCGUGGCUGGGCACCACCCUUCUGUGAGAAACCAGGACUCGGUGGCAGCGUGGACAGUGGACCUGUCCAGUACAACAGUCAAGUGGGUCUGGUGGUGGGGUUGUUGUUUGCCUUCCUGGUGCUGCUGCCUGCGGUGCUGCUCGUCUUCUACUGCUACAGGAUAAAGACCUCCUACUAUCACAAGUGGCUGUCCCAGAGAGAGAAGAACAAGAUCAACAAGACGGAGGCAUCUGCGGAUAAGGGCAAGAACGGGCACCUGAAUCCUGCCUUUCACCUGAAGGUGGUCGGACCAAUCAACAAAGCUAGUGGCCUCAAGGGGCUUCCUCACACCAGCAAAGAGGUCCUGCCUCUCAGACCGGGCCCAGUGACAAAUGGCACCCAGCCAGUCAACAUUGUUAGACCUCUGAGACCCGCUUCGUCUCCCAAGGCUGGUCCCCGGGAUAUCAAGGUGGUACGACCGCCUCUGCCAGCUGGCAAGCCACCGGCAGCACCACACAAGUCCCCCCCGACCCCACAGAGGCUCACUCCACCCAAGAAACCUCUGCCCCUAAACCCGACGAGAUCUCCACUGUUGGUGUCAGAUCGGCGGCCCGGACCAUCAGCCUUCCCGCCUCAGAGGCCCCUCCCCCUCAGCCCGGCGAGAGCAGCCUGUCUCGGGGCGAGUCCGGCUCGGACCCCGGUCUCCAAACCUUCUGCGGGCCUGCUGGUCAUGAUGCCCCCGGCAGUAGGGCCCAAACCUGUGGGCAAAGUCACAGCCAUCCCCCCUCUCAGAGCUUUCAGACCGGUACCAGGUGCCAAACCAAACACAGCCUCGCCUCCACCACGAAAAUGACCCCCCUUCACCCCCACCUCUCCCCCCUCCAUCCUCCCGAGGAGGCAGCGACUGGCGGCCAAUUUGCACUAAAGAGACUCUGGCUGGAGAACCACGGGGCAGCCGCUCGUACCAGAGCAGGACGAACACAAAGUUCAAAACCAGAGACGCAGAUAAAAAAACAAACGAGACUCGGACAAGUUCAGACUUCAGAAAUAAACCUUACCCCACUUCUCUCCCUUCAAUUUUGACUCACCUCCUCGUCCUCCUCCUCCUCCUCCUCCCAGCGUGCCAACAUUAACCACGACGACGCGGUUUUGCACGGAGGCCUUGCAGACUGAGACAAGUGUUAUCGCUGGGGGACGGUCACAUUUGCCAAAAUCUUAAUUUGUUUUUUUAAGAAUUAUUAUUAUUAUUUUUUUUGUUUUUAUUUUUGUUUUUUAAUCUGUUAAUGCUGUCUGUGUAUAAAAAAAAAAUGCAUUUUUGUAAUGACUGGUAUUUUGUUUACAAUUUGUUUCACGUCAUGUUUUUAUGAUUUGUGUUAUGUGCCAAAGAAGUCUCUUCACAGCCGGGGUGUGUCCGGGCCGCUUGAAAAGAGCCACCUCCUUCACGUCUUUAGGUUUUUUUUUAUAAUUUAUUCUGAUAAAUGAGGAAUGUCUAAAAGUACAAAAACUAGAGCUACAGAUGCAGGAGAGGGUGGAAGGGAGGGGAGGGGGGAGUCAGCCACGCAGCAGCUUCUCAUCGACACUGUUUACACGGUGGAGGACUUGACGGACGCUUCGGGCUUGCAGGACACACCCCGGUCGCUCAUGUUGAUUUGAAUGUCUUUUACUGUGCGCUAUGACUUUUGAAUGGGUACAUAAAAUAUUUUUACAAAAUUAA
Molecule: messenger RNA, 3845 nt
Organism: Mugil cephalus (flathead mullet)
Lineage: Eukaryota; Metazoa; Chordata; Actinopteri; Mugiliformes; Mugilidae
Gene: adam19a
Product: ADAM metallopeptidase domain 19a
Exons: 23
Coding region: 99-2984 (961 amino acids)
Biological process (GO): proteolysis
Molecular function (GO): metalloendopeptidase activity
Source: RefSeq, a predicted model, not a curated record